CAAUAGGCCAGUGUCCAGUGCCUCUCGCCGGCUCAGGAAGCCAUCCGGCUCCAGACUGCUUCUUGCUGCUGAAUUCAGGGGCAGGACAUACCACUUUGCCAGUUGCCAAUGUUCCAGCUGACAGCAAACCCAGCAAGUGCCCUGGUGGAUGAGCCUGUGCACAUCCAAGUGACGGGCCUGUCCCCGCUGCAGAUGGUGACCCUUGUGGCAUCUCUGAAGGAUGAUAAGGGGAGUCUGUACCAGUCCAGAGCCUUCUACAGGGCUAACGAGGCUGGGGAGCUGGACCUGAAGCAGGCUCCUGCACUGGGGGGCUACUUCACAGGGGUCCAUCCGAUGGGCCUCAUCUGGUCUCUGAAGUCUGAGAAGGCUUUCGAGAGGCUGAUUAAGAGGGAUGUGAUGACCACCCCCUAUCGGAUCACUCUGGAUCUAUAUGACUCAGUUUAUUUACAAAAGUCAGACAAGGUUCAGCCCAAGGCCAGCCAGGUGGUGCAGCGUUGGUUCUCCAGCCCUGAGAUGCAGCGGGUGCAGAUCCGAGAAGGUCGUGUGCGAGGAGCCCUUUUCUUCCCUCCAGGGGAAGGCCCUUUCCCCGGACUCAUUGAUUUGUUUGGGGGCAUCGGGGGUCUAGUUGAAUAUCGGGCCAGUCUUCUGGCUGCCCGUGGCUUUGCAGUGCUGGCUUUAGCAUAUUUUGCCUACGAUGACCUGCCCGAGCAGCUGCAGGAGGUGGACCUGGAAUAUUUUGAGGAAGCUGCCAACUUGCUACUAGCUCAUCCCAAGAUCCAAAAGCCAGGAAUCGGAGUGAUCUCUGUGAGCAAAGGUGCAGAGAUCGGGCUGGCCAUGGCCUGCUAUCUGAAGCAGGUGGCAGCCACUGUCUGCAUCAAUGGGUCCAAUGCCAUCUUUGACUUUCCGCUCAGGUACCGGGAUCUGGUCAUAACACCCAUCCCCUCAUUCCCGGAGCGCAUGGAGGUCGACAUCAUGGGCGCCGUGCGCCUCCGCCACUACAAGGGGGACCCCCGAGAUGAACUGAAUCAACAGAGUGUGCUUCCUGUUGAAAAGGCCCAGGGUGCCAUCCUCUUCAUUAUAGGGGAGGAUGACGAAUGCUUUAAUAGCAAAGAAUACGCUGAGCAAGCCCUGGAGCAGCUGCAGAGGCAUGGGAGAAGCAGCGGAAGGAUGCUGGCCUACCCUGGGACCGGCCACCUCAUAGAGCUGCACUACGGGCCCCUGUGCUACGCUUCCUGGAGCAGAGGCCUUUUCCGCCCCCUGCUCUGGGGAGGGGAACCUGCUGCCCAAGCGGCAGCCCAGGAGCAUGCCUGGGGAGAGAUCCAGAAGUUCUUCAGACAACACCUUGUUCGGAGCAGAAGCACACUCUAAGGGUGAUGAUGGGGCAGGGAGACAAAAAGAGUGGAUAAGGCAGGGAUGCGGGUGCGGGAGGCGGCUCUCCUGAUUUCUCUGGAUUCACAGUCAUCUUGAAUCAACUGGAAGGAAAUUGGACAAAAUCAAAGAACCAGGUGCAUCAGGAGUAUUUCUGACAAAAUUGUAUGUGUUUUGAAUUUUUGUAAAUUUAAUCUUAGUUUAUAUGCACCAGGGUACUUUGCUAUUUCAAAAUUGUGAUACACUUGCAAAUUGAAUAACCUUUUGUACCCCAGUUAGGGAAACCUUGGAUCCAAGUAUUACCAAACUAGAUGAAUUUCCUGGAACUUGGAAGUCACUUGUGAAAUCAUUUUCUGUUUAAACUAUUUUGAAUUGAAUUUGACAUGUGAUAUGAAAAGUUCUUAUGCAACCAUCAAGUGUAAUGCUUGCUGUAGAUUUCCAGUAGAUACUUUAACUCUGUUUUUAGAAUAGCAAUGCUUCUUUUUAUUCCUAAAAUAUAUUUAUGUUUAUAAUUUUAAUCAGGAGUGGGGUUAAAUGCUCAAGUGCCUUUGGAGCAUUUAGUGACAUUAAACGAGUUAUUUAAAGCGAUUUAGAAGAGCGCUGGGCACAUAGCAAUUUCUUUAUCAGAGCUGUUAUCAUUUUCAUAAUGCUUUUCUCCUUCAAUCUGUUAAUGUGGUGAAUUGCAUUCAUUAAUGGACUAAUUUUGCUUAUUCAUCUAAUUCUACUAGAUCAAUUUCUCAUAUUGACUAAUUUGGAUUUUUAAAUUUCUUUUGAAGCCAACCUAGUCAUUUAUAUUUUCUCAGAAUUUCAUCUGUAUUUUCUGAAACACAUUUUUUUCGU
Hippopotamus amphibius kiboko is the source of this 2208-nucleotide messenger RNA. RefSeq names its product acyl-coenzyme A amino acid N-acyltransferase 2-like. The transcript has 4 exons. Lineage: Eukaryota; Metazoa; Chordata; Mammalia; Artiodactyla; Hippopotamidae. Gene Ontology annotation, cellular component: peroxisome. The record is from RefSeq and is a predicted model, not a curated record. Gene Ontology annotation, molecular function: protein binding; fatty acyl-CoA hydrolase activity. Bases 109 to 1368 code for a protein of 419 amino acids. Gene Ontology annotation, biological process: acyl-CoA metabolic process; fatty acid metabolic process.